Messenger RNA from Chara braunii, 5380 nucleotides. The record is from the annotation of a GenBank genome assembly. NCBI's taxonomy places the organism in Eukaryota, Viridiplantae, Streptophyta, Charophyceae, Charales, Characeae.
CCACAGCGGCAGGACACGUAAGUGCAUGGUACUCACCCGCUCAAAGACAAGCGGCAUGGAGCAACAACCAGGCGAGACUACCGAGGCCUAUGAGGCCCGCAUGCUGGACAUGGUAGCCGAGUACAAGCAACGGGCAGCUGCGGCAACGUCCGUACGUAAGAAGGAAGACGAUGAAGCAGAGGAACAGCGUCGCCUCACUGAAGAGCAGCGACAGGCGGACGCUGAGGCAGCAGUGACGGCUGCAGAUGAACGCCGUCGACUACGCCGAGACAAACUCCUCGAAUGCGAGGGGGAUAUCGAGGUGAUCGCCUGCGAAUGGGCAGUGGCUGCUGAAGAGGAAGGUGCCCCCUCUACUAUGCGUGGCCUUGCAACCACAAUCGAACAUGUGAGCGACCUGAUCGCCACCUGUGCAGCACAGCAAGAGGACCUCCUCUGCAUGGACACCCUGGUCCGGAAGAAGAUUCGUGUUAUUGACGAACUGCUUGACUGGGUACGCCAGAUGGAACAGCAGCUUGCAACAGCCACCCCCGUCGGGCCCUCCAACUUGGCGGAUCGCAUCAACGUCUUGGAGAUCGACGUCGAGACUCUCAAGGACGGCGCUUUAACGACAAGUCAGCGGAUUGACCAGCAGAUUUGCGUUGUCGCAGCCAGUCCAAGUACAACCAAUCGCGAGAGCAUUCCGAAGUUUGACGGCCUCCCGAUCUUCUGCAAUGCAAUGAAGACGGACCCGAUUCCAUGGUGGCGUCAGUUUGAGCUGAAGUUGGACAUUCAGCACGUGAUCAAUCCGAACCGACAUUCAUACUUAUACUCCCGCUUGGGAGGUGCGUGCCAGGCAUGGCUGGACAACAUGUUGUCCACGCACAACGUCGCAGUGCCCGAGCUGCAUACGAAGAUCAGUUGGGCUGAUCUUAAGGCAGCAUGGCACAAGCGGUUCCAAGUGGAGUCGCGCGAGCUUCAGGCAGCUGAGAAACUUCAACGGUUCUAUCAGAAUGACCUGCCAAGCACGGACUGGAUCACCGAGUACCAACGCUUGGCAUCCACGCCUACAUUGCCGUCGACAUUCAUCGCUAUCAAGCACUUCUUCAUUAGGAGGAGCUGCCCGGCGUUGCAGAACGCCUUGACGCAAGUUACGAAGAUGCUCACCACAAGUGAGCAACUUUUUGACAAAGCCUCGCAGAUCAUCCUGAUGAACAUUGAGGCCAAGAAUUUGGGCCAUUCGUCUGCGGCAGGCCAGGGCAGAGGACAGCAUCGGCCGAAAGUGGCCGUGGUCACAACAACUACAACGACCAACAUUUCAAGCGAGGCUGCCUCUUCUGAGGAAGGAGACAGAUUGGCAGCCGUCGGGGAUGGUGGCCGCCCCGCCAGAGGGCGAGGACUACCGAUAUUGCUUGUGGUGCAACAGCGCGGUGCACAACACCGCAACGUGCACCACGCCGGUCCAAGCCAAAUCCCCUUCGGGAAAGUGAGCACCGCCGAGAGUGAUGCGACUGCACUCUCGAGGCCUUCGGAAUCGGUUGCUUCACGAGCGACCUCUCUUCAUUCUGAGGCACAUGCGGAAGUCGACAGUCCUCUCUUGUAUUCUUAUGAGGACUAUGCUGCCCUGCUCGUUCCUUCGCUGGGUUAUCAAGCUCAAGGACAAGAUGUGUGUGCGGCUUCUUCUCCGUCCGACAACAGCAACAAUCGAUCGUCUUCAAGUGGCUCUUCAAGGGAUUCGACGCACGAGUUCAACAUAGAGGUCUUGGACCCGUUGACGUCCGAGGACUUUGCAUGGCUUCCUAUCCCUUCCACAGGCUGCUUGCCGGAACGGCAAUGCACAACACCAUGCGCCCAUCUUCACACAUACUUAGCCUUCUAUGCACCACCAUCUUCGCCGACGGAUGACGAAGCUGCGGUGGGGGACAUCCUUGCAUAUGUUACCAAGGUGGCCCGCGCGUUUCGCAUGCAGCGGUACGAUGAUAACAACGCACCGCUCCUCUACGUCCGCAUCCAAGUUGGACAAGCGUCCUGCAACGCUUUGCUGGAUAGCAGCGGGACUCGCAAUUUCAUCAGCCUGUCCUUUAUUCAAAGGGCUGGCCUUGGCGCUCAAGUUCGAAGGAAGCCAAACCCGACGGUGAUCAAGUUGGCGGACGGUCGGACGCAACAACUCCUCGAUCGCUACAUUGAAGCCGUGCCGGUUUAUUUCGCACCUCAUGCAUGCGAACCGGUGACGUUUGACGUCUUGGACACGGACUUCGACAUCAUUUUGGGCAUGCCUUGGCUUGCAAGUGCGGAYCACACGGUUAACUUCCAUCAGYGGACACUUACYGUUCGCGACGCCUUCGGCGUCGAGGUGCCGUGUACCAUUCCUCUUCCGCACUCCUCGAUCCGGUGCCAAGUUGUAACGACCAAGUCUUUUCGGGCCAUUUGCGCUUACGAGCGGACCGACGAGAUAGGCCUAUGUUUUCUACGAGCCGUCGCGACGACUGAAUCUUCACCAACGAACUUGUCUUCGGACCCCCGAGUGGUGCGGCUGCUCGAUGAGUUCACCGACAUCUUCGAGUCUCCUACCGGUGUGGUGCCGGAUCGGCCGAUCUGCCACGAGAUCAUUCUCGAGGCCGGUGCCGUGCCGCCGAAAGGAUGCAUCAAUCGCAUGAGCGAGGAAGAGCUCGAGGUUCUCCGCGCUAACUGGACGAUCUUUUGGACAAGGGUUGGAUCCACCCUAGCAGCUCACCAUACGUUGGACUUGAAGUCGGGCUACCACCAAAUCUUGAUACGCCCGCAAGAUUGCUACAAAUCCACGUUCAAGACGCGUUAUGGAAACUUUAAGUGGAUCGUCAUGCCAUUUGGCCUCACCAAUGCCCCGACGACCUUUCAAGCGGCAAUGACCAACGAGUUUCGUGCGAUGCUAGACCAGUUUGUACUAGUCUACUUAGACGACAUCCUCGUCUAUAGCCGGACAUUGGAGGAUCAUCUUGAGCACCUUCGACGAGUGUUGGAGACGCUCCGCCGCGCAAAGUACAAGGCAAACCGCGACAAGUGCGAAUUUGUCCGGCAGGAGCUGGAAUACUUGGGCCAUUUUGUCACACCGGAGGGCAUCAGUCCGUCGUCGGACAAGAUUCAAGCCAUCCAAGAGUGGCCGGAGCCGAAGACCGUCACAAAUAGCUGUUCCUUCCUUGGCUUAGCCGGCUACUAUCAACGCUUCAUCAAGGGAUACUCGAAGAUCGCGGCUCCUUUAUCCAAGCUUCAAUGUGAGGACCGGCCAUUCGACUUCGACGACCAUGAGCGGACUUCAUUUUUGACUCUCAAAGCCGCAUUGCUAUCCGCGGAGGUGUUGCGCAUCUACGAUCUGCUUUUGCCGACACGUGUCACUACCGAUGCGUCCGGCUAUGGCAUUGGUGCCGUCCUCGCGCAACAUGACGGUGUGGACUGGCACUUGAUCGAGUACUUUAGCAAGAAAGUGUCCGCCGUGCACUCGAUUGACGAUGCACGAAAGGAGUUAUUGGCCUUCAUACACACUCUCAAACGCUGGCGGCAUUUUCUUCUUGGUCGGCGGCAGUUCCGAUGGGUAACGGAUAACAAUCCAUUAGUCUUCUACAAGACCCAAAACACAGUCAAUAGCACCAUUGCCCGUUGGAUGGCCUUCAUCGACCAGUUUGACUUUUUCCCCGACCACAUUCUGGGCAAGUCAAACCAUUUUGUGGAUGCUCUUUCACGACGUCCGGACCAUUGUACCGCAGUCUACUCAACUUUUGAGAUUGAUGAUGACUUGCGGGACAGCUUCAUCCGCGGCUACCAAGCCGACCCCGAGUUCCGCGACAAGUACGCGAAUUGCUCCUCUCCUAAUCUGACGCCUUCUCACUACCGGAUCCAAGAGGGGUACUUGCUUGUCCACACGCGGGGGAAGGACCUUCUUUGCGUACCAAGUGAUCUUCACUUGCGUACACGGCUUCUUGGCCAGUUCCAAGAUGCUCCCGCCACCAGACACUUUGGAUUCAAUCGUACGAUUGGCCGACUUCGCGAGCGAUUUUGGUGGUCCGACCUUCUCGGCGAUGUCACACGCUAUUGCGAGUCAUGCGAGGUUUGCCGACAUUGCAAGUCCCGCAACCACCGUCCGUACGGCGAGUUACGACCAUUACCGGUCCCUUUGAGGCGAAGGGAAGCGAUUGCCAUGGACAUCACCGGCCCGUUCCCCAAGCACAAGACCGGCGUGGAUGGGAUUCUCACGGUGGUCGACCAACUCACCAAGUUUGCCAUGUUUUUGUCGUGCCGCUAUCAUGCCAAGGCACCGGAGUUGGCUGAGGUUCUGUACGUCGGUUGGAUUCGAACCAAGGGCUACCCCAAGGAGAUCGUCUGCGACUACGACACUCGGUUUAAGUCCGAUUUUUGGAUGGCACUCAUCAAGCGAUGGGGCUCAUCUCUCAAGCCCAAUUCAACUCGCCACCCUCAGACCGAUGGCCAAACGGAGAGGGCGCGCCAUACCGCACAAGUUCUCCUUCGCACUCUUGUCCGUCCGGACGAGAAGGACGGGGUUGAGCGGCUGCCGGAUGUCGAGUUGGCCUACAACUCUUCCAUCCACCCGGCUAUCGGGAUAUCGCCGUUCGAGUUCGAGCACGGUUCGCCGGUCACUUCACCAUUGGACAUUAUUACUCCACGAGCGGCCGAGAGCGACGACCAUCUUCUUUUCUUGCGUCGGAUGCAAGAGCUUAUUGUCAAGGCACGCGACCAGAUGGCUAAGACGCAGCAGCGCAUGAGCCAGCAGGCCAAUCGCCAGCGUCUUCCUUGUCCAUUCCGCGCCGGCGACCUCGUUUGGGUUUCCGCAGCGGAAUUCAGCCUUGAACAAGACAUCUCUCGCAAGCUCCUCCCAAAAUGGAUGGGGCCUUGGCCGAUCGUAGCACCCGCUGGAGACGCACCCGAGAGACCUUCCUUCACGAUUCAGUUGCCCGCCCACUUGCCCGUCUACCUAGUUUUUCAUUGCUUCAAGUUGGCUCUUUACACGCCAGCGGAUCAUGACAAUUUUCUCGGGCGACGUUUGCAAGACCCACCCUCUAUGGACGGAUUUGAGGAGGUCGGCGACAUCAUCUCCCAACGACGCUACAACAACAGGCCAACCGAGUACUUGGUACAUUUUGUAUACUGCACACAUCGAGCUGACCGUUGGUUGACCCGUGCGGAACUUCAAGCAACAGCUCUAGACGUUCUCGCACGCUACGAACGCAAGAUGCAAGGCAAGCCGGUCUCUUCGGCUCCACUCCGUGCCCGCGUCCAGGUUCCACCUUCAGAUCGUCAGCUUCGCCCUCGCCCCGACUUGAUUUCAUAAGGAGGGGGGGGUGUUACAUGUUGCGCCUGCACACGAGGGCCAUUUCCCAGGCCCUGCGUCCUUCAGGCUAAAAGCCUGGUUUUC